Messenger RNA from Salvelinus fontinalis (brook trout), 4477 nucleotides. Its product is annotated as NACHT, LRR and PYD domains-containing protein 12-like. The record is from RefSeq and is a predicted model, not a curated record. Bases 774 to 4307 code for a protein of 1177 amino acids. The transcript is spliced from 12 exons. Gene Ontology annotation, molecular function: protein binding. Lineage: Eukaryota; Metazoa; Chordata; Actinopteri; Salmoniformes; Salmonidae.
UCAUUGGUUUAUAGCAGCAGGUACCCACGUGCCAUCUCCUCAUUGGUUUAUAGAAGCAGGUACCCACGUGCCAUCUCCUCAUUGGUUUAUAGAAGCAGGUACCCACGUGCCAUCUCCUCAGUGGUUUAUAGAAGCAGGUACCCACGUGCCAUCUCCUCAUUGGUUUAUAGAAGCAGGUACCCACGUGCCAUCUCCUCAUUGGUUUAUAGAAGCAGGUACCCACGUGCCAUCUCCUCAUUGGUUUAUAGAAGCAGGUACCCACGUGCCAUCUCCUCAUUGGUUUAUAGAAGCAGGUACCCACGUGCCAUCUCCUCAUUGGUUUAUAGAAGCAGGUACCCACGUGCCAUCUCCUCAUUGGUUUAUAGAAGCAGGUACCCACGUGCCAUCUCCUCAUUGGUUUAUAGCAGCAGGUACCCACGUGCCAUCUCCUCAUUGGUUUAUAGAAGCAGGUACCCACAUGCCAUCUCCUCAUUGGUUUAUAGAAGCAGGUACCCACGUGCCAUCUCCUCAUUGUUUUAUAGAAGCAGGUACCCACGUGCCAUCUCCUCAUUUAGCAAAAAAAACAUAACUUAACAUAAACAUAACUUCUUUAAACAAUAAAAGCUAAUUUACGAACAUUUCUGAAAAUGGAUAUAAAGCUUUUUGGAAUGAAACUCUUCUUAUGUUUCCCCAUCUGAGCUCAGAGUAGAUCAGAGAUGUAAUGUUUGUCUCUGUUGUGUUGAAGCCCAAUCAAGCAGGAGAGACCAGCCUCCCCUGUUCCCAGCUGUGUGUCCAUGAAGAGUGACAAGUCUAUGAAUCUUCCUAUAUCCUUUAGAGAGGGAGACUUUUCUACUGAACAAAGAAGCCAACAGGAGAGAUCAGAGUCAGAGAUUCUCAGUGGUCAGUCUUCCCAGAGUCAUCAAACAGACCUGGCCUCCAUAUUCAGUUUGCUUGAAGAGAAAAUUAUGACAUUUGUGAAGAACGAGCUGAAGAUGUUCAAGAGGAUUCUUAGUCCAGAACUCCCAGAAGGCUUUGAGAGUCAGAAGCAGGAUAAGGAAGUGGUGGAUGCUGAAGAUGAGAAGCAGGAGAGCAGUGCCAGAGAGGGGGCUCUGAAGAUCACACUGCACGUCCUGAGGAAAAUGAACCAGAAGGAGCUUGCUGACACACUGGAGAAAUAUUCAGAUGAACCUGCUGUGAUUUGCCAACGUGAACUCAAAUCUAAUCUAAAGAAGAAGUUUCAAUGUGUAUUUGAGGGGAUCGCUAAACAAGGAAACCCAACACUUCUCAAUAAGAUCUACACAGAGCUCUACAUCACAGAGGGUGGAACAGGAGAGGUCAAUAAUGAACAUGAGCUGAGACAGAUUGAGACAACAACCAGGAAACAAGCAAGACCAGAGACUGCAGUCAAAUGUAACGACAUCUUCAAACCCUUAACUGGACAAGACAAACCUAUCAGAACUGUGCUGACAAAGGGAGUCGCUGGCAUUGGAAAAACAGUCUCUGUGCAGAAGUUCAUUCUGGACUGGGCUGAAGGAAAAGCAAAUCAGGAUGUCCAAUUUGUAUUUUCAUUCCCUUUCCGGGAACUGAAUUUGAUGAAAGAGGACAAACACACUUUGAUUGAACUUCUCAAUCACUUCUCAAUGGAAACCAAACAAUCAGGAAUCUCCAACUACGACAAGUACAAAGUUCUGUUCAUCUUUGAUGGUCUGGAUGAGUGCCGACUGCCCCUAGACUUCCAGAAGAACAAGAUCUGUUGGGACGUCACAGAGUCAACCUCAGUGGAUGUUCUGCUGACAAAUCUCAUCAAGGGAAAUCUGCUUCCCUCUGCUCUCCUCUGGAUAACUACCCGACCUGCAGCAGCCAAUAAGAUCCCUUCAGGGUGUGUUGACCAGGUGACAGAGGUACGAGGGUUCAAUGACCCACAGAAGGAGGAGUACUUCAGGAAGAGAUUCAGUGAUGAGGACCUGGCCAGCAGAAUCAUCUCACACAUAAAGACAUCAAGGAGCCUCCACAUCAUGUGCCACAUUCCAGUCUUCUGUUGGAUUUCUGCAACAGUCCUUGAACACAUGCUGAAACAUAAGAUAGAAGAGAUGCCCAAGACUCUGACUGAGAUGUACACACACCUUGUGGUGUUUCAUACCAAACAGAAGAAUGAAAAGUAUCUUGGGAAAGAAGAGACAGGUCCACACUGGAAUAAAGAGAGCAUUCUGUCACUGGGAAAACUAGCUUUUCAACAGCUUAUGAAUGGCAAUCUGAUUUUCUAUGAAGAAGACCUGAAAGAGGCUGGCAUUGAUGUCAGUGAAGCCUCAGUGUACUCAGGAUUGUGCACACAGCUCUUUAAAGAGGAAUGUGGGCUGUACCAGGACAAGGUGUACUGCUUUGUUCAUCUGAGCAUUCAGGAGUUUCUGGCUGCUGUAUAUGUGUUCCUCUCAUUCAUCAACAACAAUGAGAAUGUAAUGAACAAACUGAAAACAAAAGACCAGCCUGAAGUUACUUUCUACAAGAGAGCUGUGUAUAAAGCCUUACAAAGUGAGACGGGAAACCUGGACCUUUUCCUCCGCUUCCUUCUGGGCCUCUCACUAGAGUCCAAUCAGAAGCAUUUACGAGGUCUACUGACAAAGACAAGAACCAGCUCACAGAGCCAUGAAGAAACAGUCAAGUACAUCAAGAAGAAGAUCAGGGAGAAUCCAUCUCCAGAGAGGAGCAUCAAUCUGUUCCACUGUCUGAAUGAACUGAAUGACCAUUCUCUAGUGGAGGAGAUCCAAAGAUACCUGAGAUCAGGAAGUCUCUCAGAACCCAACCUGUCACCUGCACAGUGUUCAGCUCUGGUCUUUGUGUUGCUGACUUCAGAAAAGGAGCUAGAUGUGUUUGACCUGAAGAAAUAUUCCAGAUCAGAGGAAGGUCUUCGGAGGCUGCUGCCAGUGGUCAAAGUCUCCAGAGCUGUUCUGCUGUCAGGCUGUGGAGUCACAGAGGAAGGCUGUGCUUCUCUGGUAUCAGCUCUGAGGUCAAACCCCUCACACCUGAGAGAGCUGGACCUGAGCUACAAUCACCCAGGAGACUCAGGAGUCAGACUGCUCUCUGGCUGUGGAGUCACAGAGAAAGGCUGUGCUUCUCUGGUCUCAGCUCUGAGGUCAAACCCCUCACACCUGAGAGAGCUGGACCUGAGUAACAAUGACCUGAAGGAUUCAGGAGUGAAGCUGCUCUCUGAUGGACUGGGGAAUCCCCACUGUAAACUGGAGACUCUGAGGUCAGUAGAGAAAGGCUGUGCUUCUCUGGUCUCAGCUCUGAAGUCAAACCCCUCACACCUGAGAGAGCUGGAUCUGAGUAACAAUGACCUGAAGGAUUCAGGAGUGAAGCUGCUCUCUGAUGGACUGGGGAAUCCCCACUGUAAACUGGAGACUCUGAGGCUGUCAGGCUGCCUAGUCACAGAGGAAGGCUGUGCUUCUCUGGUCUCAGCUCUGAGGUCAAACCCCUCACACCUGAGAGAGCUGGACCUGAGUAACAAUGACCUGAAGGAUUCAGGAGUGAAGCUGCUCUCUGCUGGACUGGAGAAUCCCCACUGUAAACUGGAGACUCUGAGGCUGUCAGGCUGUCUAGUCACAGAGGAAGGCUGUGCUUCUCUGGUCUCAGCUCUGAGGUCAAACCCCUCACACCUGAGAGAGCUGGACCUGAGCUACAAUCACCCAGGAGACUCAGGAGUCAGACUGCUCUCUGCUGGACUGGAGGAUCCACACUGCAGACUGGAGAAACUCAAUGUGGAACAUGGUGGAGAGAACAGAAUGAAACCUGGGCUUAGAAAAUAUGUCUGUGAUCUCACACUGGACCCAAACACAGUAAACAGACUCCUCUCUCUGUCUGAGGAGAACAGAAAGGUGACAUGGAGGAGAGAGGAGCAGCCGUAUCCUGAUCACCCAGAGAGAUUUGAGGACUGUGGACUGGUGCUGUGUAGAGAGGGUCUGACUGGGCGCUGUUACUGGGAGGUAGAGAGGAGUGGGUACAGGGCUGUUAUAGGAGUGACAUAUAAAGGAAUCAGCAGGAGAGGAAGGUUUGGUGACUGUCUGAUUGGAUACAAUGACAAGUCCUGGAGUCUGUUCUGCUCUGACAACCGUUACACUGCCAGGCACAAUAUUAAUUCCACUACCAUAGACGUCCGCCCCUCCAGCCCCCACAGAGUAGGAGUGUAUCUGGACUGGUCAGCCGGAACUCUGUCCUUCUAUAGAGCCUCCUCUGACACACUGACCCACCUGUACACAUUCACCUCCACAUUCACUGAGCCCCUCUAUCCAGGGUUUUGGGUUGAUGAUGACUCCUCAGUGUCCCUGAAAUAAUAACCUGACACACACACACACACACACACACUGGACACACACACACACACACUGGACACACUGGACACACACACACACACACACACACACACUGGACACACACACACACACACACUGGACACACACACACACUGGACAGACACACACACACUGGACACACACACACACAC